This is a messenger RNA of Fomitopsis serialis, 804 nucleotides long. RefSeq names its product Valyl/Leucyl/Isoleucyl-tRNA synthetase. Gene Ontology annotation, cellular component: cytosol. Gene Ontology annotation, biological process: isoleucyl-tRNA aminoacylation. The coding region runs from base 1 to 804 and encodes 267 amino acids. Lineage: Eukaryota; Fungi; Basidiomycota; Agaricomycetes; Polyporales; Fomitopsidaceae. Gene Ontology annotation, molecular function: isoleucine-tRNA ligase activity; aminoacyl-tRNA deacylase activity. The record is from RefSeq and is a predicted model, not a curated record. The transcript is spliced from 7 exons.
AUGGCGCUCGUGUGUAUGCGGGAGGCGCAUCUUCGUGUGGGCUUCGAGCGGCACGGUCUUGUUUGCGUGCGGAAAGUGCACCCCCUGGUAUGGACAACGAUCCCGUGGACGGUCACGGCGAACAUGGGUAUUGCUGUCAAUCCAGAGAUGAUGCACAAGGCCGUAGCCGAGAGUGAAGACCCGACUGCUUCGGUAGACAUCUUCGCCGUUGAGCGCGAGACUGGACUGGUUGACAUUCUCGGGACAACGAACUCCAACGUUCCCGUGGUCGAGUUCCCAGGGUUGGGUCUCGUUGGUGCCACCUACCGUCCGUUAUUCUCGACCCUCAGCGACGCUGAGUCCGUCAAGUCGUUGCCCGUCGUACCUUCUUCGCAUGCUACUCCCAACACCAGAACAGGCCUCGUCCACUGCGCUCCAGCACACGGCGAUGAGGAUUACAAUGCGUUCCGCUCGGUCGGUCAUUUGUCGUCGACAUCCGAUGCGUCGUCGGGCGACUUGCUAUACCACGUGGAUGUGACUGGCCGCUUCACAAAGGGUGUCGCGGAUGUGGGGCAUAAGGCUGCGAAGGGUCUUGUUGGGCAUGCAACGUCGCAAUGGUUCGCCAACGCGGAUCAUAUCAAGGACGACGCACUUUGGGCGCGUACAAGUCCGGCAAGCUCGCAAACCGCAUACGAGAAGCCCGACGUACGGCUCGUUGUCACCAUCGUCCAAAUCGACCCCGUCUACGCGGGGUACAUCAAACGCAACAUCUGCAAGCUCCACGGAAACCUCGCCGCCCACCUCUGGCCUGGCAAGCUGUUCUAG